AUGACUGCGGCUCUCCUCUGCAACUCUACCAUUUCCUCGUCUUUCCAUGGCCGUCGACUCUCAAUUCGAGGCAAUUCAGGAAAACCUAAACCUUGCUCCUUCAGUCAUCGGAGCCCUAGAUGUGCUGUGGAUACGCCAUAUGAAGGUGGAAUUUCAAAGUUCCCUCGGAUAAGGGUAUGGAAUCCUUAUAAGCGGCUGGGUGUAAGUAGUGAUUCAUCAGAGGAAGAAAUUUGGAGUGCUCGGAACUUUUUGUUGACACAAUAUGCAGGCCACGAGGCAAGUGCAGAAUCAAUAGAAGCAGCUUUUGAGAGACUGCUGAUGAACAGCUUCUGGAAUAGGAAGAAAACAAAGAUUAACUUAAAAACCAAGCUAAAGAAGAAAGUUGAGGAGUCUCCCCCGUGGAUUAAGAAUUUGGUCAGUUUUGUUGAGCUUCCUAUUCCGCCCCCAGCCAUCAUUUUAAGACGGGCUUUCCUGUUUGGUUUAAUGGCUGGCUGGAGUUUAAUGAACUCUGCAGAAGCCGGGCCUGCCUUCCAGGUGGCAUUAUCUCUUGCAGCUUGCAUAUACUUCCUCAAUGACAAGAGUAAAAGUUUUCCUAGAGCCGCCAUUAUCGGAUUUGGAGCUCUUGUAGUCGGUUGGAUCUGUGGUUCGAUUUUGGUUCCCUUUAUUCCGACAUUUUUGUUGCUGCCCACUUGGUCUCUUGAACUCCUUACAUCCUUGGUAGCAUAUGUUUUUAUGUUUUUGGCAUGUACUUUCCUCAAGUGA
This is a messenger RNA of Striga hermonthica, 762 nucleotides long. NCBI's taxonomy places the organism in Eukaryota, Viridiplantae, Streptophyta, Magnoliopsida, Lamiales, Orobanchaceae. The record is from the annotation of a GenBank genome assembly.